AUGGCAGUUCUCACUUUGAACAGUUUCGAAAAUGGAGGUGGUGAUAUGCCACCAUAUUGUGAUAGCAAGUACCACUCUGAUGUGGAACUAAAUGUGGCACUUUCAACCGGAUGGUACAAUGGAGGGGAAAGAUGCCUCCACAACAUUACCGUUAGUGCCAAUGGAAGGACUGUAAAAGCUAAGGUCGUCGAUGUGUGUGACUCCACCAUGGGAUGCGACGAAGACCAUGAUUAUCAGCCUCCUUGCGCUAAUAACCUGUUGGAAUGGAUUAUGAAUCAAAAAAAGACUCCAUAUUUUGCUCUUGCAGUCUAUCUUGCAAUCAGGACCAGGAUUGAAUGUGACAACCAAUACCACUCUGAUGACGAACUAAUUGUGGCACUGUCGACUGGAUGGUACAACGGUGGGAGAAGGUGCCUGCACUAUGUCACCAUAAAUGCCAACGGAGAGAGUGUAAGAGCCAGGGUGGUUGAUGACGACACCACAAUGGGAAGCGACAAAGACCAUGAUUAUCAGCCUCCAUGCGCUAAUAACAUUGUUGAUGCCUCGAAGGCUGUGUGGAAAGCCUUAGGCAUGCCAGAAGAUAACUGGGACGAGUUGGAUAUAACUUGGUCCGAUGCUUAG
Molecule: messenger RNA, 621 nt
Organism: Ilex paraguariensis (yerba mate)
Lineage: Eukaryota; Viridiplantae; Streptophyta; Magnoliopsida; Aquifoliales; Aquifoliaceae
Source: the annotation of a GenBank genome assembly